Ilex paraguariensis (yerba mate) is the source of this 822-nucleotide messenger RNA. The record is from the annotation of a GenBank genome assembly. NCBI's taxonomy places the organism in Eukaryota, Viridiplantae, Streptophyta, Magnoliopsida, Aquifoliales, Aquifoliaceae.
AUGUCCAACUCUGGCGAUGGGGCUGGUGGUUCUGAUCAAGGAAACUCCCCCGGGCAGGGUCGUGCACCUAGCCCCAGGCGUCAGGAUGCCCCUGCUCCCCCUCCGCAGCGCCGAGGUGGUGCAGCCGGAGGACCCCAGCCCAAUCCUCCCAGGCCACCUAUUGUGCCGUAUUGGCCUUUCCAUGGUCUCCAACCACCGUUUUCAGGCUUUAAUCCUCCCCAACAUGGCCGUGGAUCAUCUUCCGGUGGCAAUGUUUCUGGUCAAGUUUCUUCGGGUGGAACUGCGGCUGGAAGAGUAGGCGUAGGGGGCUUUUUUCCAGCGGCAGGAGCGGCUGCGGUGGUGGCUGGUGGUGACAGUGCUGGUGGUGGUGGGGAAGAUAGGCUAAUUCUGGGUGGCAUGGGAAUGAGGAAGAGAGGUCCUGCGGUGGGGGAAGGAGGCUCAGGCUCACAAUCUGUAGCCAAAAGACAAGAACUUCAAAACUUGAAUGAUCCUCCACCUCCCCCCCACCAAUGCAGUGAGUGUGGGAAAAGAUUUCAGUCCAACAAAGCAUUGUUUGGACACAUGCGUUGUCAUCCUGACCGUGGCUGGAAAGGGGCAUACCCACCGCCGGUGUUCAACCGCGAAGAGUUUCAAGACUUACUCCCCCAAGGAGGAGAUGACCCUGCCGCUGCGGCAGUAGCAGUAGCAGAGGCUGCGGAGGAGGGAAGAGAGGCUGAGGAGGAUGCUGCAACCGCAGGACAGGAAGAGGAAAUGCCUAGAGGUCGACUUGCAUGGGACAGGGAUUUGAACAAAACGCCGCCGCCGGAUAGUGAUGAAGACUAG